Neolamprologus brichardi is the source of this 3743-nucleotide messenger RNA. RefSeq names its product E2F transcription factor 8 (gene e2f8). The record is from RefSeq and is a predicted model, not a curated record. Gene Ontology annotation, cellular component: RNA polymerase II transcription regulator complex. Gene Ontology annotation, biological process: regulation of transcription by RNA polymerase II. Lineage: Eukaryota; Metazoa; Chordata; Actinopteri; Cichliformes; Cichlidae. Gene Ontology annotation, molecular function: DNA-binding transcription factor activity, RNA polymerase II-specific; RNA polymerase II cis-regulatory region sequence-specific DNA binding.
GUUGCCGGGGUGUGCAGGUCACCGACACAACUGGGCAAACUUUUCACAACUGUAGUAACGUUGACCAAGAGGCCACUGCUUACUGGCAGAGGAAGAGAGAAAGCUGAGGCGCGCAAACUUUGUAGUAAUUUUGUAUGAUUUUUGACGUUUCUAUCGCCUCUGUGCACGCGGAGAAGCGCAGUCCCAUAAUAAAGUCCUUAUUGGCGCUCGGACCAGACUGCCUGGACUCCAUAACACACUACUGCGAAGAUGUCCAGUUUUCUUUGAGAGAGACGCAUUUCGUGGAUUUAGGAUGGUGGUUUUGUUGCACCCCAGGUAUUGGUAAAAACAACAAAAACGCCAAAGACAUUAACUGGUUCGUGUGGUGUCUUAGUGGACAACCAGAUCACCAUGGGUCCCCUCGCAACACCUAAAAAAGGGAGGGAAGUUGGUUCAGUUGAUCCCUGGACACCGACCUCCAACCUCAAAAUGCUCAUCAGCGCUGCUAGUCCUGAGAUCAGAAACCGAGAAAAGGAGCUCUGUAUGGACAACGAUGGGCGGGAUAGUCUUGAAUCUACACAGGAGCCUGAAAAUGGAGAAGAGUCAGAGAAAAUGAUUAGCAGAAAAGAGAAGAGUCUGGGGCUUCUGUGUCACAAAUUCCUUGCACGUUAUCCAGAUUACCCAAACCCAGCCCUCAACAACGACAUCUGCCUGGAUGAUGUGGCCACUGAGCUCAAUGUGGAGCGCCGACGCAUUUAUGACAUCAUGAACGUGCUGGAGAGUCUUCACAUGGUGAGCCGCUCUGCAAAGAACCGCUACACCUGGCAUGGCCGAACCAAACUGGCUGAGACUCUGGCCAUUCUGAAGCAGGUGGGCGAGGAACACCGGUACAGCCAGCAGAUGCAGCAGAUCCGCCAGCGCCUUGUGGAAAAGGAGUUUGACUUUGACGGGGAGGAGAAGGAGAACGAGGUGGCGGUGGUGGACUUGGAGAACGGAGAACACGGACAGAAAGAGCUCUUCUUUGUGGAGCUGCCAGGAGUGGAGUUCAAAGCAGCCUCUGUCAACAGUAGGAAAGACAAAUCUCUGCGUGUGAUGAGCCAAAAGUUUGUCAUGCUCUUUCUGGUGUCUAAUCCUCGUGUGGUCAGUCUGGACGUGGCUGCAAAGAUCCUGAUUGGAGAGGACCAGGCAGCAGAUCAAGACAAGAACAAGUUCAAGACCAAAGUGCGGCGGCUGUACGACAUAGCUAAUGUGCUACGAAGCCUGAAGCUCAUUGAGAAAGUUCACGUGGCAGAAGAAAGGGGGAGGAAACCGGCGUUCGAAUGGGUCGGCCCUGACGAUUUCCCACAAGUCAAAGACUCGGAGAACACCUCAACCGCAUGCCCACCCAGGAAGAAAGGCGUACUUGAACCACGUGCGUCCGCCGACAACUGUGCCAAAAAUCUUUUCUCAUCACCGGGGACCAAACGCAGCUUCACUCGCCACCCGUCCCUCAUAAAGCUCGCCAAGAGCAUUCAGGAUGAUCGACGCAAGAUCAACUCGGCCCCCAGCAGUCCUGUCAAGAGUGAUUCCUCAGUGAACAGUGACUUCCCAAACAAAAUGGCCCAGCUUGCUGCUAUUUGUAAGAUUGAACUCGACCAGGAGUCAGCGACUGGAGAUGAAGGCCUAAAGCCUGCUGCUGCAGAGGCAAACACAGGAUACGUGUUACAGCUUCCCACUCCUACUUCAGUGGAACCAUCUCAUAUACCGUUACAACCUCCAACUCAGGAGCAAGCAGUCAAUACUACUGCCAACCCGAUCCCACACGCCCUGCUGGCAGCACAGCCAUCAGGGUCUGUUGCCUACAUCCCCGCGCAGUGUUCGCCCCUGAUCCCUGUACUGUUACCUCAGCAGCGAGGGAGCGGGCCCUACGCCGUGUAUUUGAACCCUUCUUCGCUCAGGUCAAACCCUCUGGCCAGGCCGCAGCCAACUAGCCUGGCAGUGCGCUCUAUGACUUUUGAAGAUAAGACUGGGCAGAGCCCAAAUGGCCAGUCGGCAGCUAAGAGCCACACGGCAGCUGAUGCAAGUCCUUUGGGGGUCAAAAGGCUGCGUUCAGAGUUGGCAUCCGAGGGCAGCCCCUCUAAAGCUAAGAGGUCUGACCCCACCUUCAAGGACACCUCUCCAAAGCUCUGUGAGAUCCUGCAGGCCCGCCUAAAGGCCCGUCGUGUCGGUCAGCUCACCAGUCGGCCCUCGCCUCGCGCCCUCCACCUGGACCCAGAGUUUGUCAACACCCCCGGCGGGGCUGUAGCCAAUCAGACAUUAGAGCAGAGUUUGGAACUCCUACUGGACAGAGAAGAGAAGGUGGCAAAUUCUGACAGCGAGGCGGGAUUAACACCGGUCAGGGCUAUUCCCCUCACACCCGGACAGCUUCAUGCUGAGACUUUAAUCCCAGCUGGAUACUUGAUCCCAAUCUCCCAGCAGUCCCUCAUCAGCUACAAGGAAGUUCAAAGUUCAGGAGCAGAAAGCAACAAGAUCUCACCUCCCAACAUCUACCAAACACCAACUGCAGGCUCCAGACCUGCCCCAGCCCAGGAGAUUACGCCCACCAACCUUCGGCUUCAAAGACCCGCUAACGCAGCCUCUCCACAGGCCACCCAGCAAGCCCACCGCCUCAACAGUCCCAGUCCUGCCAUCUUAAACUUCACCCUGCAGAACCUCGGUCUGAUCUCCAGCUCCAGCCCAGGAAGUGCAUUUGCUACACCUCAGACUCCAGAGCGUGCCAACACCCUGACCAGUCCAUUGAUGAGCCCCCUGACUCUGCAGCAGAGGGCCAUGGUUUUCAUCAAACCUCUGUCCCCUGUGCACAUUCAGCAGACUGUAUCCCCACAUCAAGUGGCCCUGAUCGGUGUACAGCAGCCCCUGAUGGCCACCCCUAAAGGGAGCGGGGUCCCUCAGCACAGCUUCUUUCACACACCGGUCUCCCUUUCGCCUCUGGCUGCUGUAGUAAACACUGCCGGACAAUCAUCCACCAAAACUGUACACAUCCCUCAAAGAAAGCUGGACGUUACCACUGAUGAGUCCUGAGGGCCCUGAAGGAUCUUGGAGUACAUAUUUGUGUGUGUGGGUGUUGUUUAUGUUGUGGGUGGAUGGGUGCUUUUUUUCUCCCCCUUUUUAACCUGUUUAGCAUUUACACAGUAUUCAUUACCUCUGAAAACACUUCACAGCAGCUUCACUGCCUUCAUUCUUAUGACAGCCAGCUCUAAAAAAAAAAAAAAAAAAGCUGCUGUACAGAGUUUGGCUGUGCCUCAGUGGGCGUAUUGAAAUUAGAUUUUAAAAGCAGGUUUAUCCCGAUAUUCAUCAACACUACCGUCGUGCUCAUUGUGAUGCUUAUGUGGUCUGUUUCGCAGGAAUAGAAUGGCAUGGGGAGAAUUGCAAGAAUAAGAUUUUUUUUUUAAUUUUUACAUUUUUUUUGCUUUGUUUUUCCAUUUCUGCUAAUAUGGAUAUUUUUAUUCCUUUUUUCAGUUUGCCAGUACUAGUAAAAUGACAUCAGCACUCGAGUAAAAUCUAGCGAGAUCACUUUUGCACAUACGGCAUGUACAUGUUAACUGUUACCCCUUGAAUGAAAUUGCUGAGAACCUGUGAAUAUUUGUAAGACAUCUUAAGACAAAUGAGAAAUUGUGAGAUUAAUUUAUAAGAAAAUUACACUUGUGUCUGAUGUCCUGCUAAAUUUAAAAAUGCUUAAUAAAUUUUAAAUAUGUAUUUUGUAAGAAAGAAAAGAAAAAAAAAAA